Molecule: messenger RNA, 3593 nt
Organism: Lycium barbarum (goji berry)
Lineage: Eukaryota; Viridiplantae; Streptophyta; Magnoliopsida; Solanales; Solanaceae
Product: putative late blight resistance protein homolog R1B-14
Exons: 2
Coding region: 716-3370 (884 amino acids)
Biological process (GO): defense response to other organism
Molecular function (GO): ADP binding
Source: RefSeq, a predicted model, not a curated record
AGUGAGUAUCAAUCUUGCUACACUAUGGUCUUUUUUAAAUCCAUUUGUCUCUUUUCUUAACGUGUGCUUGUCUCAAUAGAGGGACGCUAUUAAUUUAUCAUGGUAUUGGAAAUUACUUAAUUAAACGGUGUUAUAUUUGUUGAGGGAUUAAAAUUUCACAUACCCCCAGGCUGGCAGCCCGAAUUAUUUAUUAUCCUUCCAUUAUAAAAAGGGGUUAUAUCAUCUCAUUUGCACUAUUAUGUCACACUGACCAAUGCUUUUUACUUCUCUUGUCUCAAAUUAUCUGUCAUUUUUUCUUCUUACGCUCCUUUUAAGAACAAUGCUUUUUACUUCCCCGUCUCAAAUUAUGUGUCAUUUUUUUGUCUUACACUCCCUUUAAAAAAUAUUAAUGGAAUAUUUGACAGUCUAAGUUUGAAUCUUCUCAAUUACAUAUUUACUUUACUUAUGUGUCAUCUUCAUUAAUGAUAAAAUUCUAUUAAGGGUAAAAUAAAAUAAAAAAUAAUUAUGCCUUAAACUUCUAAAUGACAAAUAACUUGAGACAAUUAUUUAUAGUAGGCUCGACGGAUAAUUUGAGACGAAAAGAGUAAUUUAUUAUUUUUCCUUAGUUGUGAAUGGGCUUGCAAGUGAUAGUCUUUGUGCCAUCUCCUAAUGUAUACUUGAUAUCUUGAAUUAAAUCCUCUUUACUCCUUCAAAAACUCUCUUUCUUCCUCUCCAUAUGGCGGCUUAUCCUGCUGUAGUUUCUCUUCUUCAAACUCUUGAGCAACUUCAGCGGACAAACCCACAGCUCAUUCAAUGUCAUACUGCUAAAACGCUUGAUUCUCUUCAUGCUACCGCUGAAUAUUUUCAAGAUGUUCUUGAAGAAGCUAGCAAGAGAAGAUAUGACCCUGAAAAGAUCAAAUAUUUGGAGGAAAAAAUAAGAGUUGCUGCUAGUGAUGCAGAAGAUGUGGUUGAGCUGAAGAUUGAUCAAACAAUCAAAGGCUCAAGCUGGAAGUUUGGAAUAUCAGGUAAACUUUUAUAUAGGAAUUUGCGAGAAGUUGUUAAAAAAAUCAAUUCAACAAAGAAAGAAGUGAUGAAGAUUGUUUCUGAUUUUAGCACAAGCAUUCGUAAUGCUGAUGAUGAUCAAAUUCUUGAAUUAUCUGGGGAUUCCUUAAUUGGCACUUCUUCGAGAAGUUAUGCAGUGCUGCCAAAUUUGGAAGAUGAUAUCGUGCAGGGACUUGAUGAUGACUUGGAGAAAAUUGUUGAGAAAUUGAGAGGACCACUGUCGGAUCUCGACAUUGUCACAAUAACAGGCAUGGGUGGCAUCGGCAAAACAACACUUGCUAGAAAAGCUUAUGAUCAUUUCCCAAUCAGGUAUCAUUUUGACAUUCGUGUUUGGGUUACAAUAUCUCAAGAUUUUCAAAGUAGGAAUGUGUUGUUAGAAGCUUUACAUUGCAUUUCAAAGCAAACAAAUAUUGUCAUCACAAAAGAUUAUGAUAAGGAUGAGAAUGAGUUAGCCGAUCUGGUGCAGAAAAAACUAAAAGGUCCAAGAUACCUUGUAGUUGUUGAUGAUAUUUGGAGUACGAACGUUUGGGAUAGCAUAAGAGGAAUAUUUCCUGAUUGCAACAAUAGGAGUCGAAUCUUAUUGACUACUAGGGAAAUAAAGGUAGCAAUGUAUGCAAAUCCUACUAGCCCUCAUGAGAUGGACUUCUUGAAUUUAGAUAAGAGUUGGAAGUUGCUUCGUGAUAAGGUGUUUGGACGAAAACAUGAUCAUCCUUUUGAGUUGGAAGAAAUUGGAAAAAAAAUAGCAGAAAAAUGCCAAGGACUACCCUUAAUAAUUUUAGUGAUGGCAGGGCAUCUCUCGAAAAUGGCAAGGACAUUAGAAAGUUGGAAGGAUAUUGCCCAAACCUUAGGUGAAAUCGUUACUAAUCAUCCAGAUAAAUGCUUAGGAGUUCUCGGUUUGAGUUACCACCACUUGCCUAAUCACCUCAAACCUUGCUUUCUUUCUAUGGGUGGUUUCCCUGAGGAUUUUCAGGUUGAGACUUGGAGAUUGUACCAAUUAUGGAUCGCGGAAGGUUUUGUAAGGACGUCCGGAAGUGGAAAAAGCUUGGAGGAAGUGGCAGAAGAUUAUUUGGAGGAUCUUAUCAGCGGGAACUUGAUAAUGGUUAGAAAAAGGAGAUUCAAUGGUGAGAUAAAAGCAUGUGCUAUGCAUGAUCUACUGCGUGAAUUCUGUUUGACUGAAGUUGAAAUGACAAAGUUUAUGCAUGUUGCAAGAACUGGCCUAGUCCCUACUCUUCCAGCACAAAAGCAUAAUGUCCGUCGCAUCAGUUUCCAAACUAGCAGUUAUUCAGUUGAUAAUUGUUGCAAGAAAUUACCCGUAGUUUCCAGAUCUAUCUACUUAUUUUCUGAAAGACGGCCUUCUGUAAAACUUGAAGUUUUCUCGCAUUUCAAACUUCUCAGGGUACUGGCCAUCUUCCAUGAAUAUGAUAGUUUCAAUUCAUUUCCACUUGUGAUUACGAAGUUAUUUCAUUUGAGAUAUCUCCAUGUUCGAUCUUAUGGCAAUCUUCCUACAUCAAUCUCAAAGCUUCAGAAUUUGCAAACUCUAAUUCAUGAGGGAAAUUAUAAUGUUACAACUUUACCAAGGGAGAUAUGGAUGAUGAAGAACUUGAGGCAUAUACAUCUGAGGGGAGCCUGUUAUUUACCCAGUCCUGGAAGAGAGAGUAUUCUAAAUAAGCAUCUUUCGCUAGGGAUGCCGAAUUUAGAGGAAAUUUCUAAUAUCUGUUUCACCAGUUGUACAAAUGAAAUCUUUUCUAGCAUUCCCAAUCUAAAGAGAUUGAUCGUCCAUCAUACACCUUUAUCAGAGGGUUGGGGCCUUGAUAUGUCCAUGUUGACUAAACUCGAAGCAUUGAAGUGUUUCUGCGAUCUUCCUUGGACACCAAUCUCCAUCAAAAUGUUUGGUUUGCCAACAUCACUUAAGAGGUUGACUUUAACUGGCUGGUUUCGUUUUCAUUGGGAAGACAUAUCAACUCUUGUCAUGUUGCCAAAUCUUGAAGAGCUCAAACUUAAAGAUGAGGCAGCCUGGGGUAAAGUAUGGAGAUUGAAUGACGAAGACAAGUUCCAAAGCCUCAAGUUGUUGUUAUUUAGCGGGCUAUACAUUCAGCUGUGGGAAGCUAGCAGAGAUAACUUCCCAAGUCUAAAACGUCUUGUUCUGAAGAAUUGCAUUAAGCUGAAAGAAAUUCCAGCAGAUUUUGGGGAAAUUUGUACUUUGGAGUCGAUUGAGUUACAUAACUGUGGCACUGAUGCUGAGGAUUCUGUAACAAACAUUGAACAAGAACAAGCAGACAUGGGAAAUAAUGUCCUUAAGGUCUAUAGACAUAACAAUCACUGGAAUUGAUGAUUAUUUGGACAAUCUUCCAAAUGCUGAAAUUUUUAAUGCAUACUUUGAAAAGUAAAAUCUUUCUUUUAUGUUCAGAUCGUUUCUUCAAUUCAUGUUUUAGGAAUAAGCAUUUUAAUACAUGUCUCGCCCAAUUGUGAUUUAUUAUUUUGUAAACGAGAACUAUUAAUGUACUGUAAUAUCUAAUUUGUUUUAUGUGAUAGUUAGAAAUGAAUAAUGUUUC